Funneliformis geosporum is the source of this 1449-nucleotide messenger RNA. NCBI's taxonomy places the organism in Eukaryota, Fungi, Glomeromycota, Glomeromycetes, Glomerales, Glomeraceae. The record is from the annotation of a GenBank genome assembly.
AUGACAAGUAAUGAUAGUAAUAAUAGUGAAAUAUCCGAUAAUGUUAUUUAUUUCCCCGCAGAACAAGCAGCUGGAAUUACUGAAGAAUAUAAUCAUUCAGAUAAUUCUAACGAAUCGAAUACUGAUAUUUUGUUAAUGGAAAGUAAUUCAAUAUUGGGAUUUUUUCAAUUUCAUAGAACUGCACAGAAAGAAGAGUCUGCUGAUAAUGAAAGUAGUUCGAAUUCAUCUUUAAGAUUAAAUGCGGAAAAAUUAUUUUCCAAGCAUGCAUGUCAUCAACUUAUGUUGAGAGAAUUACUUCCAGGUCGAUUCUCGAAAGUUUCUUUUGGAAAGAAUUUUAAACCAAAUACAAAUGGAAAAGUUAUGAUUAAUUAUGGCGUAAGAGCUUAUUCUGGACAAUAUUCUCAAGAUGGAUCAUUCUUUUAUACCUGUUGCCAAGAUUUUCGUGUACACAUAUAUGACACUACAAAUCCCAAUGUGUUUAAAGAGACGAAAACAAUAACCGGAGACUAUGGAAGGUGGACGAUUACCGACGCCAAUCUUAGUUUAGAUAAUCAAUGGUUAGCCUAUACAAGUAUCACACCAAUUGUAUAUUUGGCAAAGACGGAUCCUAAUGACGAGUUUCAAAUACCUCUCGAUUUCUCUGGACAAUUACCACAAGAAUUCGGGGAAUUAAUAGGAGGUGCUAAUGAUGGUAGAAUUUAUGGUAGAAUCAUUUCUUUAUUAGCACGAACUGUUUUGCUUCAAUUAAAUGGACAUAAUAGCGUUGAUGUUAAUUCUGUAUGUUUUGCGGAUGAUUCAUCUCAUAUUCUAUUUAGUGGCAGUGAUGAUGCAUAUAUUAAAGUUUGGGAUCGUCGAUCCAUGAGAGAUGGUAAAGAAAGUGGUGUAUUGGUGGGACAUACUGAGGGAAUUACUUACGUAGCAACAAAAGGCGAUGGUAGAUAUUGCUUAUCCAAUAGUAAAGAUCAAACAAUGAAAUUGUGGGACAUUAGGAUGAUGAUCUCUGGAGAAAGAUUUGACAAGAUGCAAUUGGAAGAUUAUCGUAUACCGGAUUGGGAUUAUAGGUGGAAUCAUUAUCUUGGCGACCGAAAAUUCAAACAUCCACAAGAUGUGUCGGUUAUGACAUAUCGUGGACAUAGUGUAUUAAAAACAUUAAUAAGAUGUCACUUCUCUCCAUCAAAUACUACUGGUCAAAGAUUUCUCUAUACUGGUUCAGAGGACGGUCGUGUCAGAAUUUUUAGUAUCGAUGGCCGCUUAGUACAAUCAUUAAAUGUCGUAGAAGCAAUACAAGAUGAAUAUAGCUUACAAAGACGUAAUAGAUUUCAACAAGAAUCCGUAAUUAGAGAUGUUAGUUGGCAUCCUUAUUUGCCAAUUAUGACUUCAACUAGUUGGUCUGAUACCGCAUUCUCUGGCGUUAUUGUUCAACAUUCCUAUAAAGGACCAGAUAACUGA